CAUAGACGUACGGGGUAAUUCCUGCCGAAUGGUUGGCGGCUUAACUACGAUGAUGUGCCCGCUUGGUCAGUUGUUGAGAUCUCUCACAAAUUUUUCUGACCAGUGUGUUCCUCGAGUCCUCAAUCGCUGACACCAUGUCCAAGGUAUUCACUGCUGAAGAAGUGGCCAAGCACAACAGCCCCGAGAGCUGCUGGGUAGUGCUCUACGGCAAAGUGUACGACGUGACCGAAUUCCUCCCUUCUCACCCCGGCGGUUCCAAGAUUAUUGUGAAGCUUUCCGGCAAAGAUGCGACGGAGGAGUACGACCCGAUCCACCCACCGGGUAUCCUUGAGGAGAACCUCAAGCCCGAGAACUGCCUUGGCACCGUAGACCCCGAGUCACUGGCACUGCUACAAUCCGCUGCCGCGAAGGCUGCUUCACAGAAGCCUAGAGAGGGUCCCCCAAGACUGGAGACGCUGCUCAACAUUGAAGAGAUCGAGGAAGCUGCUACGAAACUCAUACCCAAGAAGGCAUGGGCGUACUACUUCUCUGCCGCUGACGACUUGUGGAGCAAGAGCAACAACAACAAGGCAUACAGGCAGAUCCUUCUACGGCCGCGGGUUUUCGUUGACUGCACGCAAGUUGAUACCUCUACAAACCUGCUGGGUCACCAUGUGGGAACCCCCUUGUUCGUGGCACCGGCCGCCAUGGCGAGACUCGCUCACCCAGAUGGCGAGCGAGGUAUUGCAAGAGCGGCGGCCAAGUUCAACGCGAUGCAAUGCGUAUCGAACAACGCGUCCAUGACCCCUGAGCAAAUCAUCGAGGGGUCACCCGAAGGCCAGGUCUUCGGCUGGCAGCUCUACGUUCAGAAUGACCGGGCCAAGAGCGAGGCUAUGCUGAAGCGAAUCAAUGCCAUGAAGGACCGGUACAAGUAUAUUACCUUGACUCUGGAUGCCCCAUGGCCCGGGAAGCGUGAGCUCGACGAGAAGCAGCAGUUCGAGGGCGCAUUCGAGGUCGAGUCCGAGUCCAACUCUAAGGAGGACGAGGCGAAGCGGCCGGGCGGCGGCGGUGUUGGCCAGCAGCUGUUCUUUGGCACGGCGGCUGACCUGACAUGGAAGACGACCCUCCCUUGGCUGGCACAGCACACCGACUUGCCCAUCGUCUUGAAAGGGCUGCAGACGCACGAAGAUGCCUACCUAGCGGCGAAGUACGCCCCGCAGGUAAAGGCCAUCAUCCUGUCGAACCACGGCGGUCGCGCCCUUGAUACGGCCCCUCCUGCAGUCCACACGCUGCUCGAGAUCCGCAAGUACUGCCCCGAAGUAUUUGACAAGAUCGAGGUCUGGGUCGACGGCGGCAUCAAGCGCGGAACCGACAUUGUCAAGGCUUUAUGCCUGGGUGCAAAGGCUGUCGGCGUCGGUCGUGCUGCGCUGUUCGGUCUCGGUGCCGGCGGCCAGGCCGGUGUUGAGAGGACGUAUGAGAUUCUCCAGGCAGAGAUGGAGACAUGCAUGAGACUGCUCGGCGCCAAGAGCGUCAGCGAUCUGGGCCCCCAUUUUAUCAACACCCGCGCGGUGGAAAGAGACAUCUUCGACGGCGAGUCUGGGAUCGAGAAUAAGGUCAGCCUUUGGGUGAAGUCGAAGCUGUGAUACAGACGCUCGAUUGAGCUAGUUACUGGGAACUGAGUUGGAACAGCCAAGGAGGGCCGCAUUUCCCAGUUUGCGUCGGGCGGACGAGGGGUAAAUGGCAUCGUUUCGUCGUGAAGCCGAGCAACUGCAUGCGUAAAGCAUCGACGAAUGGAGGUGGGAUGCAUCUCACUGAGUUCGGGAUAUGUCUAGAUCCUUUGAGAAGUCGAGAUGAGACGAAGCGGUGCAGAAUGCAGAAGGGGGUCCGGAGCAGAACAAGGACUGAUACCAGGCAUAUACAACAUUGUCACGAUCCUGCUCGCUCUGUCAUUUUGGGCGGGCAUCGUAGAAUCAUACACAAGGCUCCUUUGGGGAGAAAGAUAUAUGAGGGGUUUGGGUUUCUUGCGAAUUUAGACUUUGGAUGCCAGUACACAUACACACAUACACACACAGAGAGAGAGAGAGAAGUACACCACCAUCAUCGACAUCCAUUUUUACCAUCUCGUCACUGGCCGGUCCGACGUGCCCCAAAUUCCCUCGGUACAACGACACGACAAAGUUUCUUUCGUUC
Molecule: messenger RNA, 2169 nt
Organism: Colletotrichum destructivum
Lineage: Eukaryota; Fungi; Ascomycota; Sordariomycetes; Glomerellales; Glomerellaceae
Product: Putative FMN-dependent dehydrogenase, cytochrome b5-like heme/steroid binding protein
Exons: 4
Coding region: 135-1622 (495 amino acids)
Molecular function (GO): heme binding; oxidoreductase activity
Source: RefSeq, a predicted model, not a curated record